Dipodomys ordii (Ord's kangaroo rat) is the source of this 624-nucleotide messenger RNA. RefSeq names its product trifunctional enzyme subunit beta, mitochondrial-like. The record is from RefSeq and is a predicted model, not a curated record. Gene Ontology annotation, molecular function: acyltransferase activity, transferring groups other than amino-acyl groups. NCBI's taxonomy places the organism in Eukaryota, Metazoa, Chordata, Mammalia, Rodentia, Heteromyidae. Gene Ontology annotation, biological process: fatty acid beta-oxidation. The annotation marks the transcript as partial. The transcript has 6 exons.
GAAAGGACACAGUUACCAAAGAUAAUGGCAUUCGACCUUCCUCACUGGAACAGAUGGCCAAACUAAAGCCUGCAUUCAUCAAGCCCUAUGGCACAGUAACAGCUGCAAAUUCUUCUUUCCUGACUGAUGGUGCUUCUGCAAUGCUUAUUAUGGCAGAGGACAAAGCUCUGGCCCUGGGUUAUAAGCCAAAAGCAUAUUUGAGGGACUUUGUGUAUGUAUCUCAGGAUCCAAAAGAUCAGCUAUUACUCGGACCAACAUAUGCUACUCCAAAAGUUCUAGAAAAGGCAGGAUUAACCAUGAAUGAUAUCGAUGCAUUUGAAUUUCAUGAAGCCUUCUCAGGUCAGAUUUUGGCAAAUUUUAAAGCCAUGGAUUCUGACUGGUUUGCACAAAACUACAUGGGCAGGAAAACCAAGGUUGGCUUGCUUCCUAUGGAGAAGUUUAAUAUCUGGGGUGGAUCGCUGUCUCUGGGUCACCCAUUUGGAGCCACUGGCUGCCGGUUGGUCAUGGCAGCUGCCAACAGAUUACGGAAGAAUGGAGGCCAAUAUGGCUUAGUGGCUGCCUGCGCGGCUGGAGGGCAGGUAUGUUUGUUAGUUGUCUUUACGAUAUUCUUUUUUUUUUUUUUUU